UAACGUUGCUGUAAAGUGUAGUUACGUACAAGUUGUACAAAGUUUUUCUCAUCAAUCAAAACAUCGAUUGAAUCCACCGACAAGUUGUUCAUCAUGUUCAAACUGAUUGUUCUAGCAAGCUUGAUUGUCAUCGCCACAGCUUCUCCAGCUCCAGGAAUCAUUGCCUCGCCCAUCAGUUAUGGCCAUCAUGUGUCCUACCACAGUCCGAUCGUCAAAUCCUACGUCCCGGUGGUGAAAUCUUAUCCAGUUUACAAAUCUAUCCCGGUGGUCCACUCGGUUCCCGUUGUGAAGUCCUACGUAGCCAGCCCGAUUAUUUAUUCUGGACAUCAUCACGCCCAUCAUCAUCAUCAUUGAAAUUUUUUACAAGUUAUGUUAGAUGGAAAAUACACUGCCAAAAUCU
Uranotaenia lowii is the source of this 400-nucleotide messenger RNA. RefSeq lists its product as uncharacterized. The record is from RefSeq and is a predicted model, not a curated record. The coding region runs from base 94 to 354 and encodes 86 amino acids. Lineage: Eukaryota; Metazoa; Arthropoda; Insecta; Diptera; Culicidae. The transcript is spliced from 3 exons.